Gigantopelta aegis is the source of this 2871-nucleotide messenger RNA. RefSeq lists its product as uncharacterized. The transcript is spliced from 2 exons. Gene Ontology annotation, cellular component: SCF ubiquitin ligase complex. Gene Ontology annotation, biological process: SCF-dependent proteasomal ubiquitin-dependent protein catabolic process; protein polyubiquitination. The record is from RefSeq and is a predicted model, not a curated record. Gene Ontology annotation, molecular function: protein binding. The coding region runs from base 174 to 1481 and encodes 435 amino acids. Lineage: Eukaryota; Metazoa; Mollusca; Gastropoda; Neomphalida; Peltospiridae.
UGUUAUAAUAGUAAAACAGACAAGUAGUUUUUAACACGCGAUCAGUCUACCGGGAAGACAGCGGUCCGUUGACGUAAUAUCCCAAAAUCGAUUCUCUCUUCCUGUGUGCUGUUGUCAUUUCUAGAACUUUUUCACACCUGAAUGACACGAUAUUUGUGUAGUACAACCUCUGUAUGGAGACACGCAGUCAGGUCCUUGCAGCUUCAAAACGAUCUCACAAGAAGUCAUCCAAGAAACGACCCCCGUCUACUUCUAGUCUUGCUAAACAACUUUCCAACAGCACACCAGAAAAUGCCCCCAUCAACCGAUACCACGCCACAACCUUCCCCUUGUUUUCUGGUAGCGAUCCCCUGGGCGAUCCCAACCGACUCGUCCCGGAGACCAGUCAUGUGACCUCUGGUGUCUGUAAUUCAUUGGACACGGAUCGCAGCUUACAGUUUCAAGAUCUGCCGUUUGACUGCAAGUUGAAAGUUUUUGCGUAUUUGUCGAACACUGAGAAAGGCCUUGCAGCGCCGGUGUGUCACAACUGGUGGUCCGUGCUCACGAAGUCUCCGUGUCUGUGGGACAAUGUUCUCUUCUCGUCCCUGCCCUCAGGGUGCCUGCCGUCCGCCCACCACGCAGCCAGUGAGCAGUGUUAUGACUGCUACAAAACCCGCGUCUUUCAGUUCGUAUCAUUCCUCGUGCAGCUGCAGCCCUUGGUCCACACCCUGGAGUUCAAGCUCGACAUCGAGGACUCAUCCGAAGGAUUCCUCGGUCUCCUGUACCGAUUGUUCACAAACUUGUCGUUCCGUGAUCUCAGAUACGCCCACUUGAACUGGAAGGAAACUCCGUCCAAACCCUUCUGGCUCGAGUCGGCCACUUGCGACCAUUGCAGCGAGGUAAUUCGCAGCCACCGAAGACGGCAGAGGAAAUUUGUUCACAUGUUCGACCAGUUCACGACUCUGGCGCCGAACGUGACAACACUUGUGCUACCGUUCGAAUGGUCGACCAAUUCCGUCAAGUAUCUUGGUCGGUUGAAGAAGCUGCGUAACCUAGUUCUGGAGAAGUACUUCGUCUUUCAGAUGCUGCCCCAACAUCUUCUCAGCAGGACUCUGGAAAGUCUUCCUAGUCUCCAGCGACUGAUGCUGGAGGUUUGGACCCCGAGUUACGAUGGCCUCAUCACAUACUCUCUCACCUCCAAGUCAAUAGAGUACCUGGACAUCUCUCAGAGCCGAGGUUUCUAUGUCCAGAAGAUCGACAUGCCUAGACUGAAGGUGUUCCGUGUGGCGCGUCACCCGUGGAAUGGACCCAUUGUAAGUAAGGACCGUGUGGUACUGCCAUGUGUGUAUGAAGUUCUGGUGAAUGGAGCGCCGAGUCUAGUGAAGCUCAACGAUCACUGUCUGGAGCCUGGAUGGAGAGACGUGUCCUACCCAUCCUUGGACGAGGUCUUCAAAUCUGUGUGCUCCUGCAGGCGUCACAGGACUGGAUGGGCCUUAUACUAGAUAAACACAGGACUGGGUGGGCUUUAUACUAGAUAAACACAGGACUGGGUGGGCUUUAUACUAGAUAAACACAGGACUGGCUGGGCCUUAUACUAGAUACAAUACAGGACUGGGUGGGCCCUAUACUAGAUACAAUACAGGGCUGGUUGGGUCUUGUACUAGAUACAAUACAAGACUGGGUGGGCCUUAUACUAGAUACAAUACAGAUCUGGGUGGGCCUUAUACUAGAUAAACACAGGACUAGGUGGGCCUUAUACUAGAUACAAUACAAGACUGGGUGGUCCUUAUACUAGAUACAAUACAAGACUGGGUGGGCCUUAAUUAUACUAGAUACAAUACAGGACUGGCUGGGUCUUAUACUAGAUAAACACAGGACAGGGUGGGCUUUAUACUAGAUAAACACAGGACUAGGUGGGCCUUAUACUAGAUACAAUACAGGACUGGGUGCACCUUAUACUAUAUAACACAGGACUGGGUGGGUUUUAUACUAGAUGCUAUCUACCUCGACUCUUCAUAUUUUCCACUGAAUUUAAUAUUCUCUCAUCAAGACAUCUGUUACACAAGCCAUCAGGAGAGAAUUUUAGACAAUGGUGGGGUAGAUUUAAUAAAUAUUAUUGGUUGAUAUUUAAAACAAAGGACUGCAGGAUACAAACUGCACAGAAGGGCAUUCUGAGCUGUCAAAAUUUUAAAUCAUGACAGGGUUGAAAAUUAACAUAAAAGCCAUGGUCUCCAGCAGGGCCAGUUGAAAAAAAAAUCUUACUGGCCCUUCUCAAAUUCAACUAGCCCUCCAAUUAUCACAUUGAAAUUUAACUGCAUAGCUAAAAUCAAAACUAUAAUGUUUUUUGUUGAAUAAUCAUGUGCUCACCGUAUAUAGUCUGUUUGCGUCAAAAGAAAACCGAUGCAUUGGCUUUUAACUUUAUAAUGAAUAAAGUUAAAAUUCAUAUAAAACAUGUUAAGUUUUAAACCAUUACCAACUCAAAUAAAAAAAAACCUGAAAAAGAAAUCCAGUAUAAAUAAAAAUGUUACUUUACAAAGUACCAUUAAAUUAUAUAUGUUAAAUGUCAUUUUUAAUAUGUAGUGGGGUGAAGGCAAAAUGCUAAAACAGCCCAGGUAUGCUGCUUGACUUGCAUUGUCUUGGAAGUAAAAGAGACUAAAGGUAGAACUGCGCAUCCUUUGGUAAGCUAGUCUGGGAGUGGCAGUCCUUUGUGGCAAUGCAAGAGGGGUGACAUCCCCAGUAAAUCAUUUCCACGGAUGUGGCUGUUCUAUAGACAAGUCACUAAUCAUCCACUAUUUUGCCAAAUGCCCAUUCAACUCUGAUUUGUGCAGAGAUACGGCCCUGAUCAUGUAUUCCGGUUUUGUCAUUCAGAUUACCUUGGAUGUUCCAUCAAUU